UUCACUCAUGUACUUUAGGUCUGCUGUUCUCCCCUGUAACUGAAUUGCCCCUGGUGAUUUGGCUUUCAAGACUAUGAAUAAGCGACUAUGGGGAUGAACAUUGUAACUGAAUCUUGACAUCUCAGGUGAACUGCGAGACUUUUAUGUGAGGCGAUGGCUGCUUGGUUGUUGGUUUGAAUUAAUAUAUGCCAGCACUGAGCCUUACGGCAAGGUGUUCGAGGGAUUAAGACACCUGGUGUAGACCUCCAGGCUUCGGUAAACUACUAAGAUGAAGAAUGGUGAAGAAAGACUACUCGAAGUUCGUAUAACAUGCUUGUGUUUCAUUGCGCAGACACCGAAACGAUAAGGCUGCUAUAAAUAAGCCUGAUCCCUAGAAAUAAGGGUGUCAGCAGACUUUACUCUUUAAAAGUGAUUCAGGGAAAACCGGAGAAGGAGGAGAAUUCACUAUAGGUUGGAUGAUAAGAAAGGUUAUUAAGAGUGAUUGACCCUUAAUUCUAUGAUAUUGACACAGUAGUAUUUUUGGGAUUGUGGAGAAUGACGUACGUCACUGGCGAUGCAAACUCUGCGAUAUCACGCUGGAGACAGAGACUGCAAUUUAUAUAUCUGAAUAAUUGUCUCGUUGAAUAGUGAUGUGAAUGUGUAAGCGAUUUGGUAACCAUACAUAGUUAUCCUGUUUAAGAUACUGCUAUAGUUAAAUAUGGCGUUCAUUAGUACCUAUUGACUAUUUGAUCAGAAAAAUAACUACAUGGUAACACUUUGCAUUGUGAGCAGUAGGAUUUCAGUUGACCAACAUAACUCGUGAUGCGUACCUACAAGGCAGUUGUGAUUAAUACUACAAGAUAUUUGUCCUAACUUAAGAUUCUAAACAUAAGUGAUAUAUGUGGGAACUUACAUAGUAUUUCCAGAUUCAUGCCAUAACUUAUGAUGCAACUUGGGAGUAUUUCAGAUUCAUGCCGUAACUUUGAGUUGGUAUAUGAGUGCGGAUUUCAGAUUCAAGCCGUAACUUUGUGGUGUUAUGUGAAUGACGAUUUCCGGUUUAUGCCGUGACGUGUGAUGCGAGUAUUCCAGGUUUUUGCCGCUGCGGCCUAAGAUACAAACUUAGUGAGUAUUUUAGGAUGAAGCCGUGACUUGUGAUCCAAUUAUAGUGGGUAUUUUGAUUAAAUACAGUGUGACUUGAGAUGCAAACUUUGUGCUAUUACACAACUAGCAAGAAUUUCCUCCACCCCGCAGCACCUUCAAUAAAAGAAUAAAAAGCAACGCCAAACCUCUAAGAUGUGUCGCGCCAGAGACAGAGAGGCGGAAUCGAGCGAAAAUCUACGAAACACGAACGAUGAUGGAGGCUCAGCGUCAUACAGACAAACCCAAGGAAGAGUGACCACACAGCUCUUCGCUUGUCUGGCCGUCUCUCUGAGCAAUCUCUCAGCCGGUGCUGUUAACGGGUGGACAGCAGCUGCCUUGCCAUCUAUGAAAGAAGACCCAACCAUUGUCUUGACGACAGCCGACAUAGCGUGGAUGGCAAGCAUCAUCUCAGUCGGAUGUAUGUUGGGAAGCAUAUUCGCUGGGAGAGUUAUGGACCUUAUAGGUCGACGUACGACAAUUAUUGUUGUGGCUCCAUUUUUGUUGGCAGGAUGGCUGACAAUAGCUCUAGCCUCAAAUACAACAGUUAUUUUACUUGGGAGGAUGAUAUGUGGCACUGCUACUGCGUUCUUGUAUUGUGCAUCACCGGUGUACUGCAGUGAAGUACCAGAAGCCAGAUUAAGAGGCAGCUUGGGUUUAAUGCCCUCACUGUUCAUCACAUUUGGUAUUGUGUUGUCCUACAUGGCUGGGGCAUUCUUCUCCUGGCGUGUCAGCUGUUACAUAUGUUCUAUACCUAUAAUCUUGAUGUUCAUAGUGCUAUGGGUGGUACCAGAAUCCCCUUACUGGUAUCUCUUGAAAGGCAAAAUGAGGGAAUGCAAAGCAUCCCUUAGGUGGCUAAGGGGACCGAGGUAUGACUUCACAUCAGAACUAGAGGAAAUGGAGGCCAAGAUCACUUCUGUUGGCAGGAAAGUAGAAUACCGUGAGCUGUGGAGGCCCCGCACCAGGUGGCCUUUCUUGAUCUCUCUGUUUAUGGCUACCUUGCAACAAGUGAGUGGAGGGAAUAUUCUCGUUGUGUUCACCGGUUUGAUCUUCAUCUCAGCUGGCGUGGAGAACCACCGCAUGGCUGUUGUUAGCACAGGUAUCAUACAAAUAAUUUUCACAUUUUUGUGCCUGAUGGCUGUAGACCGGCUUGGCCGUCGUCCAUUGAUCAUUGUAUCAACUUGUACUAUCGGCCUAGCAAAUACUAUACUGGGAUUUUACUACCUGAUGAGCAAUGUGUAUGAAAUACAGUGGCCCUCCUGCGUACCCUUGGUCACUAUUCUGAUAGCCAUUGCUGGAUUUUGCCUGGGAUGCCGAGCUGUGCCGUGGCUUUUGUCUACCGAGCUCUUCAAUACCACUAUCAGAUCGACAGCAAAUUCAGCAAGCAUAUUCUACAAUAGGUUGCUUAAUGUCACUAUUUUACAGGUAUAUCCCUUUUACGAGGAGGCCUUCGGCGCCCACACGGUCUUCUUCACAUUCGGCUCUCUUAGCCUCCUCAGCAGCGUCAUCGCCUAUUUCGUCGUUCCAGAGACUAAAGGAAAGACGCUCGAACAGAUACAAGAGUACUUCGAGUCGACGCGUUCUGGUUCCAGGGUACAAGGAUACGAGAGUGUGAACGGAAACUAAUUUUAUUUCGAAUCUAAGGGGUUCCGUAACCAACCCCCCUACACUCACUUAUAUUAUGUUUUAUAUAUAUAUUUAUAUAAGGGCGCAUCUAUUUAAACACUAGUAAAACGGAGGUAACUAGUAUGUAAAAGUAUAGAUUGCCAGACAAUAGCUUGAGAGUAACCCUCAUUCGUCAAUAAAUCACUCAUAUGCAGUGGCGGAUCUAGAAAUCUUUCAUUGGGUUGCGGGGACCACUUAGGAUUAUCAUAUAUAUAUAUAUAUAUAUAUAUAUAUAUAUAUAUAUAUAUA
Messenger RNA from Macrobrachium nipponense, 3030 nucleotides. RefSeq names its product facilitated trehalose transporter Tret1-like. The record is from RefSeq and is a predicted model, not a curated record. NCBI's taxonomy places the organism in Eukaryota, Metazoa, Arthropoda, Malacostraca, Decapoda, Palaemonidae. Gene Ontology annotation, molecular function: transmembrane transporter activity. The transcript is spliced from 5 exons. Gene Ontology annotation, cellular component: membrane. The coding region runs from base 1273 to 2742 and encodes 489 amino acids. Gene Ontology annotation, biological process: transmembrane transport.